CAACCGCGUCUACGCGGCAGAAACUACGUCGAACCCCACGCUGCAAGCUGCUGCGGCGAACUAAACGACCCACAAAAGGGGGCAGGGGCUGCUCCCCUCCCAGUCUCAUUUCGCAAGUACCUCCAACAACCACCAAGCCCAACGACGACCCCUUGUCAUUGGCUCUUCUGCAUCCACAAUUCCACACAUCGCUCGCCACGCCCACACCUACCCACCACUCGAUCCUACCGGCUCCCACGUUCCGGUCUCGCCCCAAUCGGCCGGGCCGCUACGCUCCAUGGCGCUCGACCUCCUCCGGCCAGGCGUCCCCGGCAUGCAGCCGGUCGGCGACCUCCGCACUGCCAAGUCCGCGAUCCUGUUCGGGGUGGUCAACGGCCUCUUCUUGCCGCCGUUGCUGGAGCCCUGCCUCUGCACCGCCAGCGCCCUGUGCGACGGCGGCGGCGGCGGCGGCGGCGGCGACCACGCGGAGCAGAGGUACUACCAGCUCGCGAACUGCGUGCUCACCAUGCUCGGCGUCGCCCUCCUGUUCGUGGACAUGGCGCUGUCGCGGGCGGUCCAUCAGGCCUCGCCGCUGUGGCCGCCCACGCUCAGAGCGACGGUGUGGCUCACCAAGACCUUGACCUGCGGCACUCUCCAGUUCGGCGUCAACCUCGUGUACUUCUGCCUCAAGAUGCUGUGCGCUAGGCUCUUGCUCGUUUUCGCCUGACUUCGUUCGCCAUUGUUUUCACUAGGAAGGGACCUAGAUCCACCUUAUACGAUUCUUUUUUUUCUUUUCGCCUAAAUUGAACCUGUGCUGUGUGUACUCGUUAUGGAGUUCUGAAAUCGGGUGCUCAAAUAAAUCUAUCUAUGAUAACGAAGCGCACUGUUAAAGAAAUGGCAAAAGCGAGAGGAAUCAACUGUGGCAUUGAGCACCGCAGGUAACGGAAUUGACAUGGUUAACGAGAUAGUGCCAGCCAGGUAUGUCCAAAUGCACUCCCAUAGUCCCAUGACAAUUCACAACAAGUGAUCAGACUCGCUAGAAAAUUGAGCGUGCGCCGAUUUUGGGGGCAAUCACCGGGAAAUAAACCGUCUGACAGUGCUAUCUACGAAGGUCAUCUUCACCUCACACGACGACGGUGGCUCCCUGAGGCUGCGCCGCAGCUACGGCCACCUGAGGCAUGCAUGGUGGCGACGUGCAUCCAAGGCGUGUGCGGGGGUUCUCUCACGGAGCGCGACGACAAUGGAUCUGAGAGGUGCGCACACGACGGUGGAUCCUAGAAACGUGCGCGCGAGGUUGGCUCUUUGAAGGCGCGCGCCCUGAAGUGGCACACGUUGGCAUCUCACCUCCCGCGACGACGCCGACUUUUCCUAUGCGCGGGCUACGACGACAGCCUUCUCUAGGCGCAAGCGAUGGCGGAUCAACAACCCUGUUUUUAUGAUAUUUUGUAUACAUAUUGAUGUCAACUUCAAUAGAUUUUUAUGAUAUAAUGUCAGUUCAUAGUCUUUUUCCAUCUUUUGUAUGUAUAUGAUAUUUCUAUUCACAUUUUAUCUAAACGUUUGUUGGUUUUA
This is a messenger RNA of Zea mays, 1548 nucleotides long. RefSeq lists its product as uncharacterized. The record is from RefSeq and is a predicted model, not a curated record. The transcript has 2 exons. Bases 278 to 706 code for a protein of 142 amino acids. Lineage: Eukaryota; Viridiplantae; Streptophyta; Magnoliopsida; Poales; Poaceae.